Messenger RNA from Oncorhynchus keta (chum salmon), 9099 nucleotides. RefSeq names its product protein scribble homolog. Gene Ontology annotation, cellular component: postsynaptic membrane; postsynaptic density; adherens junction. Gene Ontology annotation, molecular function: protein binding. The transcript has 45 exons. The coding region runs from base 1119 to 6932 and encodes 1937 amino acids. Gene Ontology annotation, biological process: neurotransmitter receptor transport, endosome to postsynaptic membrane; neurotransmitter receptor transport postsynaptic membrane to endosome. NCBI's taxonomy places the organism in Eukaryota, Metazoa, Chordata, Actinopteri, Salmoniformes, Salmonidae. The record is from RefSeq and is a predicted model, not a curated record.
AGGAGUCAGUGGUCGGCGAUCGCCACCACAUUCUUAUAUCGCCACACACCCGGUCUGAGUGAGGAAACUCCCGAGCGGAAUAUUUUGCGACAGAGGAUUUCUUCAGUUCGCUAAUAUAAGCAGUCAAAAAUCCAAACAUCUCGGACUUGUUUUUCGUGGCAUCCCAGUCGUGCACAGCUAAGUCACAAAAGCAGUGGUAACCUCCAGUUUAGCCCUGCCCAGCCUCACACACCCCACCGGCCUGGCUCAAGGAGGGAGGGAAAAUCAUUCGAUUGUUGAUAUUGUGGGUUCAAUAGUUGUUGCUUUACACGUGUCACGACUUCUGGUUAUUGUUUUCAGUGCAGACAGCUUUUGAAUUCGGUUUGUAUCCGAAGCCUAAAGAGGCACGAGUGCUCACAAGCUAGUAACGUUAGCGACACAAUACAGCAGACGAGUUCCAUCCCUCCAGACGUAACUUCAAGAGGCCAUUCAGUGUGCCUACAUGGGACUAUUUCCGAUAAUGCAACAGCCUGUCAUAUUUUACCGAUCAGCAUCCUCGCAUUGAGCAACAUAACACAUUUGUAACGGGGAACCGUAUAAUAUUUGCUUAGUAAGCUAGCCAUCUUGCUAGACAGGCCAGCUUCCUUGUAUCAAAUAGCAAACCGUCUAGUACUAGUAGCUAACGUUAAUGGUGGCUGGACUGCAUUGUCAGAACUAUGGAAAUGAGAACGUUAGUUUGUUUUAAAGUGCCUGUGUUUUUUUUAAGAUUAUUAGCAAAUCGUAUAUAAUUUUAAUGAGACAUUGACUCCAAACACGGAAGCGAAUAAUCGUAUCUAAAAAAAAUGUAAUUAUCACAUUUAUGUUGGAUUUAAGUCGCUGAGAGCCAACAAAAGACUCAAUUUUGGAUAUCAAUUGACGAGACGAAUGAUUUCUGUGUCCCUGGUUUUAACUGGAUUUGGCCUCCCCCUUUUGGUUCGACGCGGGAGCAGCGGGAUUUCGACAGUCCCACUCAUCUGUCACGUCGAUAUUUGUAUACAUUUUCCUAUCCCUUACUCCCUCCCACAACCUUUCCCCGUUUCUCUCUCCGAUGCGGAGUGCUGAGUAACGCCGGCAAACCAAAUCGAUAACGGCGGCCGGACAUGCUGAAGUGUAUCCCUUUGUGGCGUUGUAACCGCCACGUCGAGUCGGUGGACAAGCGACAUUGUAAUUUGCAAAAUGUCCCCGACGAGAUAUUUCGCUACAGCCGCAGUCUGGAGGAGCUUCUCCUCGACGCUAACCAACUCCGAGAACUACCCAAGCCUUUCUUCAGACUUCUGAACUUGCGGAAACUGGGUCUGAGUGACAAUGAGAUCCAGAGGCUCCCUCCUGAGGUGGCCAACUUCAUGCAGCUGGUGGAGCUCGACAUCUCCAGAAAUGACAUUCCUGAGAUCCCCGAGAGCAUUAAGUUCUGCAAGGCAUUGGAGAUUGCAGACUUCAGUGGAAACCCCCUCUCCAAGUUGCCUGAUGGUUUCACUCAGCUCAGAGGGCUCGCCCACCUGGCACUUAACGACGUGUCAUUGCAGACACUGCCCAACGACAUAGGAAACCUGGCCAACCUGGUGACGCUGGAGCUCAGGGAGAACCUGCUCAAGUCCCUGCCCACGUCACUCUCUUUCCUGGUGAAACUGGAGCAUCUGGACCUGGGCAGCAAUGAACUGGAUGUGUUGCCGGACACACUUGGUGCUCUCCCUAACCUACGGGAGCUGUGGUUGGACCGCAACCAGCUCUCCUCUUUGCCACUAGAGCUGGGGAACCUGCAGAGACUUGUGUGUCUAGACGUGUCAGAGAACCGACUGGAGGAGUUGCCCUCAGAGCUCAGCGGCCUGCUGGCCCUCACUGACCUGCUGCUCUCACACAACCUCCUGGAGGUGGUCCCUGACAGCAUAGGCUCUCUGAAGCAGCUGUCCAUCCUGAAAGUGGACCAGAACCGACUGACCCACCUGAGUGACUCCAUAGGAGAGUGUGAGAACCUGACGGAACUCGUACUGACCGAGAACCUAUUACAGACUCUGCCUCGCUCGCUGGGCAAGUUGAAGAAGCUGACAAACUUGAAUGUGGACCGCAACCGGCUGGGCGACGUGCCUGAUGAGCUGGGUGGUUGCGCCAGCCUCAACGUGCUCUCUCUCAGAGACAAUCGCGUGGCCAAAUUGCCCGCUGAGCUGGCUGACGCCACUGAGCUUCAUGUUCUGGAUGUGGCAGGGAACAGGUUACAGAACCUGCCAUUUGCCCUGGCCAACCUCAACCUGAAGGCCAUGUGGCUGGCAGAGAACCAGUCCCAGCCCAUGCUCAAGUUCCAGACGGAGGACGACGAGAGCACCGGGGAGAAGGUGCUCACCUGCUACCUGUUGCCCCAGCAGCCCUCCCCCAGCCUGGAGAACCUGCUGCAGAACAGUGUGGACGACAGCUGGAUAGACAGCAACCUGAACCGGGUGUCUGUUAUCCAGUUCCAGGAGGAGACCACCAAGCAGGAUGAGGACGAUGAGGCGGCUGCAGAGCGCAGGGGUCUCCAGCGCCGGGCGACGCCCCACCCCAGUGAGCUGAAGGUCAUGAAGAAGGUGAUUGAGGAGAAGAGGAACGAGGCCUACAUAUCCUGUCCUGAUGGAGAGCCAGAGUCUCCUGGUACUGAGGUACAACACACCACUGAGAAACGACUGAGCAAUUUGUCCAAUCAGAGCCACGACUCUGCAGCGUCCAACAGCACAGCCUCUGCCAACUCUCACGAGGAGAGACUGUGCGUGAUUACCACAGCGAGGGAGAGCCUAGUGGGUGGGCGUGGUGAACAGGAGGAGGAAGAGCUAGACGAGAUGGAGGUGGAGUAUGUGGAGCCCACGGUGCACUUUGCAGAGGAGCCCAUAUACCAGGGUGGGAAUGAGGACGGUGAGGACGAGGAGGGUGGGGACGGGGUCCCAUGCAGCGACCUAGAGGAACAGAGGCUCCAGUUCCCUACGGAGAAGCAGCGUCUGAUCAGGAAGGACACGCCGCACUACAAGAAGCACUUCAAGAUUACCAAGCUGCCAAAACCCGAGGCGGUGGCCGCGUUACUGCAGGGCUUCAGCCCCGACGCACACCUGGCCCAACACCCCACCUCGCACCACCCUGACCCCGAGAAGGAGGAAGAGGAAGAGGAGGAGUGUAUGGUUACUCCACAGCGCCACAACAGAAUAGAAGAGCCAAAGCAGGAAGAGAGGAGUCUGCUUCAUGUCAACUCUUCCCUGCAGCCGGUCAAGGGGGUGUCAUUUGAUCAAGUCAAUAAUCUCCUGAUUGAGCCUGCUCGAAUUGAGGAGGAAGAGCACACCCUGACCAUUCUACGUCAAACUGGGGGCCUGGGCAUCAGCAUAGCCGGAGGACAGGGAUCCACACCCUACAAGGGGGAUGAUGAGGGAAUUUUCAUCUCCAGGGUGUCUGAAGAGGGCCCCGCAGCGCAGGCUGGGGUCAAAGUGGGAGACAAACUCCUAGAGGUGAACGGUGUGGUUCUCCAGGGGGCAGAGCACCACACGGCGGUAGAGGCCCUGCGCAGCUCGGGCGCCGCCGUCUCCAUGAGCGUCCUCCGGGAGCACAUGGUGGAGCCGGAGAACGCCAUCACCACCACACCGCUAAGGCCCGAGGACGACUACUUCCCCCGGGAGAGACGGGCCAGUGGCCUUCCCUUCUGCAUUGAGGCAGGCUCCCCCGCAGGCUUCCGACACAGGCUGUCUGCCUGCCUGGUCCGCAAUGACAAGGGUCUGGGCUUCAGCAUUGCCGGGGGCAAAGGCUCCACAGCCUACCGCACGGGGGACAUGGGAAUCUACAUCUCGCGGAUCGCAGAGGGAGGGGCGGCCCACAGAGACUGCACACUCCGAGUAGGGGACAGGGUCAUCACCAUCAAUGGCGUAGACAUGACCGAGGCCAGGCAUGACCAGGCAGUAGCGCUGCUUACCGGCACCUCUCCCACCAUUGCUCUCCUGGUGGAGCGUGACCAGGCCGAGCCGGGCACCCCAGGGGGCUCCCCGGGCCUGUCCCGUGCCCGCGCCCACUCCCCCCCACCUCCAGAGCCCUCUGACUCACCUGACCAGGAAGAAGGCAACGACGACUCCAGCCUCUUGCCCCACGGGAGCCAGCCGCUGGAGGACGAAUACCCCAUCGAGGAAGUGGCGUUGGUGAAAGCGGGCGGCCCCCUGGGACUGAGCAUCGUGGGAGGCAGUGAUCACGCCAGUCACCCGUUCGGCAUCAACGAGCCUGGCGUCUUCAUCUCUAAGGUGAUCCCACAUGGCUUGGCGUGUCAGAGUGGGCUGCGGGUGGGGGACAGGAUACUGGAGGUGAACACCAUCGACCUGCGCCACGCCACCCACCAGGAGGCUGUUAAAGCCCUGCUCUCCAACAAGCAGGAGAUCCGCAUGCUGGUGCGCAGGGACCCCUCGCCUCCCGGGAUGGAGGAGAUAGUGAUCCAGAAGCAGCCUGGAGAAAAGCUGGGCAUCAGCAUCCGCGGCGGUGCCAAGGGCCACGCUGGCAACCCCUUCGAUGCCACCGAUGAGGGCAUUUUCAUAUCCAAGGUGAGCUCCAGCGGUGCGGCGGCCAGGGAUGGCCGUCUGCUUGUGGGCAUGCGGAUCUUGGAAGUGAGUAACCACAGCCUGCUGGGCAUGACCCACACGGAGGCUGUACGCGUGCUCCGCGCCGUGGGAGACACCCUGGUCAUGCUGGUGUGUGACGGCUUCGACCCUGGCAACUCUGCCUCUGUAGAGGCGUCACCGGGCAUCAUUGCCAACCCGUUUGCCGCAGGCAUCGUGCGUAAGAACAGCAUGGAGAGCAUCUCCUCUAUAGACCGAGACCUGAGUCCCGAGGAGAUGGACAUCCUACAGAAGGAGGUGGAGAUGGUGCGAGAGACGUCCCAGUGGGAGAGAGAAGAGAUGGAGAAGGUGGAGCGCAUGCGUUUGGAGCGUGAGGAGGAUACUCGCCUGCUAGAAGAGGAGACCGAGAACCUGGGCACUGGGCCUCUGAAACUGGACUACCGGACGCUGGCCGCACUGCCCACCACCGCUCUCCAGAAGGUCAACAGGUUAUCUCCUUCUGUCAGUGCAACUGCCCCCAUGGAGGCCCCCAUUCAGGCCCAAUGUUCUUUCACCUUAGAGCCCCUGGGUUUUGACCUGGGGCAGCCCCCCACCUCCCUCUUCCCUCUUCCCCAUGCUCUACCUCAGUCCGGCCCCAUUAUGAACACAGAGGCAGGGCCCUUCUACAUGUCCCAGCACUCUCCCAGUCCCUUGAUAACCGCCUCCAAUCAAGGAGCAGCUAGACAAGAAGCCCUGCCUACUGGUGAAGACGAGGAGGUGGUGGUUCUGGUGGACUCCCAGCCAAUCAACUUCACCGAGAACCCCUUCCUGGUGGCCAAUCGCAGGGGCAAAGGUUGCCCCCCCUCUGAGCGCAUCCUCUCAGGGCCUCCUGUGGGCUACGGGAGUGCGGGAAAACUGCAGCCCUGGUUAUUCAGCAAGGCGCCCUCCACUGAGCCCCCAAGGACAGACAGUCCCAUUAGAGACGCCCCCUACUCACCAACCACACAACCGGCAAGCAUUCAUUUCACCCCUACUGCACUGCCUGCCAAGGAGGAAAUCUCACCACUGAGUCCCUAUGAGACAAGGCCAGGUGCCAUCCAGCCCCUCUCCCGUGGUGGCGGGCGGCCGAUCACCUCGCCAGCCACUCCGGACGGACACAGCAGCCCCAAUCCCUUCCAGCAUGGCCCCUCCCCCAUCAACUCUCAGACCUUUGAUCUGUUUGGCGAGAGGAACAACGUCCACCACAAUCAGCCUUCUCCAGAGACUCCAUCACCUGGUGGCAGAGACGACCUGGCGCAGCGCUCCUUCAGGGACAGACAGAAGUACUUUGAAAUCGACAUGAAGCAGCAGGCGCCCGACACCAAGCCCAAAUGCCGCGUUUCCCUGGUUGGAGCAGACGACCUGAAGAAGAUGAGGGAGGAGGAAGAGAGGAGAUUCGAGCAGCGGGCACGGGAGUACCUGAUGGAUGAAGAUGACGAGGAGGAGGAUGACCUGGUGAAGCAGAUGGGAGUGUUGAAGGCCACGGGCAAAGUGGUGCUGGACGGGGUGGAGUACAAGGUGGAGCCUGUAGCCACCCCCCACAGGCACUGUAACACGCCCCCCAGCUACAGCGCCACACCCCCUAGCUACUGUGGCAGCUCAGGGCCCUCGUUAGUGGAUGGUAAAGGAGACUCCCAGAGGAAUUCCUUAGAGGAGAGCUUCAAGCUGGAGCAGCAGAGGCCCAACUCCAUGACUGGUCUGAUCCCAGUGUACCCUGGAGAGUCGGGGGCUCCCAUCCGGACAGCCAAGGCAGAACGGAGGCAACAGGAGCGCCUGAGGAUGCAGAGUCCAGAGCUGGCCCCAGCUGGAGACAAGGACCUCUCCCCCUCCGAGAAACGGGCUCUGGAAGCCGAGAAGAGAGCCAUGUGGAGGGCAGCAAGGCCCUAUGGCCUAGAGGAGGAUGUUAGGCAGUAUGAGCAGGACCUGGCUAAGAGGCUCUACCAGUCGCGAGUGAGGGCAUCUCAGGGCACCGCGCCACCCCCUCAGUCCCAAAACGCCGCCGCCUCUUCCGCUGCCUCCCAGCUCAGGAUGAAGUCUCUGGAGCAGGAUGCUUUGAAGGCUCAGAUGGUCAUCGCUAAGUCCCGGGAGGGAAAGAAGCGUGGCACACUGGACCAGCUGGCCGAGUCGCCCUCGCCCACCCUCACGCCAUCCCCCACCCCUCUGGAAGAUUUCAGUCCACAAGGAGUAACGUCACCAGGCAGACUGUCCCUGUCGGAAAAGAAGUUUGACUACCGACAGUUUGCUGCCAUUCCUUCUUCCAAACCCGUAUACGACAUCCAGUCCCUUGACGUGGUCGAGGACAUUCAGUUCAUUGACGAUGGCUCCAGUAACCCAGGUGACUUCCUGGGAUAAGCAACUCCUAUUGUGCAUGCUGCAGAUCCCGGGACUGAGGUGCCCACUGCCACCUCAGCACUGGAGAUGGCCCUCUACAGCAACACGCGCCAGCUGAGGCAGGGCUGCCGCAGCCUGGAGACCGCCGUGCCCACAUAACACACAUCUACCACAAGAGACUCGGGAGACAUACAUAUACACAGAGGAGGCACCGGGUCACUACACACGCUCACAGGUUUGGGAGAUGCGUCCCAUGUAAACCACUGCAGAGACCAUGAUGCUGAUAGUCAACACACACACACACACACAAUGUCAUAUCUUGCCUUUACAGUCUGAGGAUGUGUUGGCCUGAACAUGAGGCCCAACGUUCCUGAGGCCAGGGAGGAGGAGGGCUGGUGAGGGGAGCUAGCGUUACGCUUCAGAAAUACCAUUCUCUUUUUUAUUUGUGUUCUUUUUCUUCAGUUUACGUUUUAGUAGCUGAAUUAUAUUAACAGGUGACUUAUGUUUUUACUUUUGACCCUCUGCUUUUUGCUGUUUUAAAUGAAAAAUGUGUUCUGGAAGAGAAAGGAAAAAAUAUGAAUUGUGUAGAUGUAAUACUAAUUUUUCAGAUGCUAUUUUUGAGGUUUUCAAUGAAUAUAUUGUGAAAUGUCAGGGUUUUUAGCGGGCUUCGGGGGGGGGCGUGUAUAUAUUGGGAACAUACUGCUACCUUCACUGCCACAUUUUAAACACUACAUACAUAUCAUAUCUCAACUGCACUACCACACUACUUAGAAAACAACAUGUUUAUUUUUAAAUAAUUUAUUUUGCUUGUAUUUUAUUACUCGAUUCUAAAGCCUCCCCUGUAAUACAUUGUUACCCCCUGUACUUUCGAGUGCAACAGAACAAUGCAUAUCAUUUUAUUUAUCAUAAUGGCAUCAAGGCAUAUCAUGAUAUCAUUUUAAUUCAAAUGUACAUCUUAUGAGGCAAGCACAUGUUUAAUCCAUAUCACCAAGAUAUUUUCUUUUACAAUGAAUACAUUUGUUUUCACUCUGAUGCACAGGCCUUAACCAGGUUCUGACUGGUACAUUACAAGGAACAUGCUGUCACAGACUUGUAGGAUACUGAUCCCAGUACAGUUGUUUGAUCUCGGUGGAUUUGAUCUCUAGCUUUCCUGGACCAGGUUUAUCAAAUUCUGUCCCAUUCCUAUUCUCGAGAAUGUAACUACACUGGAGAGACCAGCAGAGACACCCACACACACAUGGACAGAUAAGCCACUAGUCUUUAUUCAAAAUGGCUGUAAAUUUAGGAACAUAAUCUCAGCUUCAUCUCCAUUUACAUAUACGGUACUUUCCCUGCCCUUUUGGUGGAAAUCAUUUGUCAAUGUGAAUCUCACUCCUAUCUGGAUGGUUUUCCAGAUUUUACCGGUGAAGGUAGCAGGUGUUUGCUUUUUUUAAAAUUAUCUGCCUUUGAUUAAUUUAAAUCUGACACCCACUGAAAAUCCUUUAUUGUUGUGUGAAUAAUGUACAAAAUACUGAAUGGAAAGCAAAAUGUACGGUUGAAAUUGAGCCAGUCUACUAAGCCAAGACCAAGCAAGUGUCUGGACUGGUGAGCUCUCUCCCUACCUCUCUCUCUCUCUCUGCAUGUACAAUAUAUUGGCUUUACUGGGAGAACCUAUAGAGGCAGAAGACAUUUUGUUAAUCCCUUUUGAAAUGGAUCUCAUUCGACCAUCAUUCUCAAUCUCUUUCCUCUGCUUUACCUGCUGCUGUCAUGGAUGUUAUCUGAUGGCAGCUUUGUUUUUGGAGAGUCAUGAUAGAAGCACUCGUGUUUAAUUUAAUGUACUAAUCAUAUCUUUCUGCGUUGCUUUCGCUGACUGAAAUUCAGUUAAGGAUGAUAACAUUUGCGAUUGGUUGACAAAAAUGUUUUUUGUUUUUUUAUUUUAUUAAACUUACUGUAGUGGGUAAAACGUUCCAAACAAAAUGGGAUUCACAACAUUUUUUUAUGCCAAACAACUGUUGGAACUUCCUUUUGGUUACACUCUUCUCUUGAAUUAUUUUGGUGGACUAUUUUUCCCAAAUGAGUCAGAGGGAAAGGGUAGAAGUGCUGGGGUCAAGGCUCAUCCAAAACUGUAACUAGUGAAUUUGUACAACCAAAGAGGUCUAUUUUGUGGUUCACAAAUAAAAAAAAGUUUACUUUUCAUUUAACAAGCUGA